AGCCCCCGGCAGCCUUGAGCUGCUCACUUGGCUCUCGCCCUCCGGCGGGGAAGCAUGGGGCUUCCCAGGCUGGUCUGCGCCUUCUUGCUCGCCGCCUGCUGCUGCUGUCCUCGCGUCGCGGGUGUGCCCGGAGAGGCUGAGCAGCCUGCGCCUGAGCUGGUGGAGGUGGAAGUGGGCAGCACAGCCCUUCUGAAGUGCGGCCUCUCCCAGUCCCAAGGCAACCUCAGCCAUGUCGACUGGUUUUCUGUCCACAAGGAGAAGCGGAUACCCAUCUUCCGUGUGCGCCAGGGCCAGGGCCAGAGUGAACCUGGGGAGUACCAGCACCGGCUCAGCCUCCAGGACAGAGGGGCUACUCUGGCCCUGACUCAAGUCACCCCCCACGACGAGCGCAUCUUCUUGUGCCAGGGCAAGCGCCCUCGGUCCCAGGAGCACCGCAUCCAACUCCGCGUCUACAAAGCUCCAGAGGAGCCAAACAUCCAGGUCAACGCCCUGGGCAUCCCUGUGGACAGUAAGGAGCCUGAGGAGGUCGCGACCUGUGUAGGGAGGAACGGGUACCCCAUUCCUCAAGUCAUCUGGUACAAGAAUGGCCGGCCUCUGAAGGAGGAGAAGAACCGGGUCCACAUUCAGUCGUCCCAGACUGUGGAGUCGAGUGGUUUGUACACCUUGCAGAGUAUUCUGAAGGCUCAGCUGGUUAAAGAAGACAAAGAUGCCCAGUUUUACUGUGAGCUCAACUACCGGCUGCCCAGUGGGAACCACAUGAAGGAGUCCAGGGAAGUGACUGUCCCUGUUUUCUACCCGACAGAAAAAGUGUGGUUGGAAGUGGAGCCCGUGGGAAUGCUGAAGGAAGGGGACCGCGUGGAAAUCAGGUGUUUGGCUGAUGGCAACCCUCCACCGCACUUCAGCAUCAGCAAGCAGAACCCCAGCACCAGGGAGGCAGAAGAAGAGACAACCAAUGACAACGGGGUCCUGGUGCUAGAGCCCGCCCAGAAGGAACACAGUGGGCUCUAUGAAUGUCAGGGCCUGGACUUGGACACCAUGAUAUCGCUGCCGAGUGAACCACAGGAACUACUGGUGAACUAUGUGUCUGACGUCCGAGUGAGUCCCGCAGCCCCUGAGAGGCAGGAAGGCGGCAGCCUCACCCUGACUUGUGAGGCAGAGAGCAGCCAGGACCUCGAGUUCCAGUGGCUGAGAGAAGAGACAGGCCAGGUGCUGGAAAGGGGGCCUGUGCUCCAGUUGCAUGACCUGAAACGCGAGGCAGGAGGCGGCUACCGCUGUGUGGCCUCUGUGCCCAGCAUACCCGGCCUGAACCGCACACAGCUGGUCAAUGUGGCCGUUUUUGGUCCCCCUUGGAUGGCAUUCAAGGAGAGGAAGGUGUGGGUGAAAGAGAAUAUGAUGUUGAAUCUGUCUUGUGAAGCGUCAGGGCACCCCCGGCCCACCAUCUCCUGGAACGUCAACGGCACGGCAAGUGAACAAGACCAAGAUCCACAGCGAGUCCUGAGCACCCUGAAUGUCCUCGUGACCCCAGAGCUGUUGGAGACAGGUGUUGAAUGCACGGCCUCCAACGACCUGGGCAAAAACACCAGCGUCCUUUUCCUGGAGCUGGUCAAUUUAACCACCCUCACACCCGAUUCCAACACAACCACUGGCCUCAGCACUUCCACUGCCAGUCCUCAUACCAGAGCCAACAGCACCUCUACAGAGAGAAAGCUGCCAGAGCCGGAGAGCCAGGGCGUGGUCAUCGUGGCUGUGAUUGUGUGCAUCCUGGUCCUGGCAGUGCUGGGUGCUGUCCUCUAUUUCCUCUAUAAGAAGGGCAAGCUGCCGUGCGGGCGCUCAGGCAAGCAGGAGAUCACGCUGCCCCCGUCUCGUAAGAGUGAAUUUGUAGUUGAAGUUAAGUCAGAUAAGCUCCCAGAAGAGAUGGGCCUCCUGCAGGGCAGCAGCGGUGACAAGAGGGCUCCAGGAGACCAGGGAGCAGGCCCCAUCUUGCCUUCUUAACACCACUCACAGAUGGCAGGGCCAGGCAAGUGGCUGAGGGAGCUUGGAGGAAGACUGAGAAACACCCUGUCCUGACCAAUGCCCAUGACUCUGGGUGUGGCCAUUUCACCAGUGCAGUCAAACAGGGACCGCCCGCCUUCCCUGGCCUGCCAUGCCCGUCCUUGCUUCCUCCCCAAGGCUGCCGCACCAAGUUCAUCGGCUUCUGCUUCCAUCUCUCCUUCCUCUCGGUGCUCACACCUUCAACUCUGAGCACCGUCUCCGUGUUUCCCUCUUCUCCUCUUCCCACUUUUAGGGAGAGAAAUACAUCGAUCUGAGGCAUUAGCCCCGAAUCACUUCAGUUCCCUUCCCUGCCUGGACCAUUCCCAGCUCCCUGUUCACUCUUCUCUCAGCCAAAGCCUCCAAAGGGACUAGAGAGAAGCCUCCUGCUCCACUCGCCUGCACACCCCCUUUCAGAGGGCCACUGGGUUAGGACCAGAGCUGUCCUGAGAACCUCACUUGGCCCUAGAAGGCCCGCUUUUCAGGGACCAGUCCGCCACGAUCUCCACAUUGAGUGACGCUCAUCCCAAGCAAGGAGCCCCCGCCUCCCGAGCGGGUAGGAGAGUUUCUUGCGGAACGUGUUUUUUCUUUACACACAUUAUGGCUGUAAAUACCUGGCUCCUGCCAGCAGCUGAGCUGGGCAGCCUCGCUGAGCUGGUUUCCUGCCCCAAAGGAUGGCUUCCAUCAUCCAAGGACGCACUGGAGCCAGGCACCUGCUCAUGUAAGUGCGCUGUUCACACCGGCUCUGGAGAGCACCCCAGCAGCAUCCAGAAGCAGCUGCAGUGUUGCCACCACCACCCUCCUGUCUGCCUCUUCCAAGUCUCCUGUGACAUUUUUUUCUUUGGGCAGAAGCCAGGAACUGGUGUCAUUCCUUAAAAGAUACGUGCCAGGGCCGGGCGCGGUGGCUCACGCCUGUAAUCCCAGCACUUUGGGAGGCCAAGGCAGGUGGAUCACAAGGUCGGGAGAUUGAGACCAUCCUGGCUAACACGGUGAAACCCCGUCUCUACUAAAAAUACAAAAAAAAUUAGCCAGGCAUAGUGGUCGGCGCCUGUAGUCCCAGCUAGUCGGGAGGCUGAGGCAGGAGAAUGGCGUGAACCCAGGAGGCGGAGCUUGCAGUGAGCUGAGAUCGUGUCACUGCACCCCAGCCUGGGCGACAGAGUGAGACUCCGUCUCAAAAAAAACCAAAAAGAUACGUGCCUGCAGUGAGGAAGCUGGGCACUGUUUUUGAGUUCAAGUGAAUUAGCCUCAACCGCCCGUGUUCACUUGGCUCCCACGGCUGUCUUGAUGGAUCACGUGAGUGAAAGGCAGGGGAAGCGGACAAAGAUGAGGUCUACACUGUCUUUCACGGGGAUUAAAGCUAUGGUUAUAUUAGCACCAAACUUCUACAAACCAAGCUCAGGAGCCCCAACCUAGAAGGGCCCAAAUGAGAGAAUGGUACUUAGGGAUGAAAAACAGGGGCCUGGCUAGAGCUUUGGGUGUGUGUCUGUGUGUAUGCAUACAUAUGUGUGUAUAUAUGCUUUUUGUCAGGUGUGUAAGUUUGCAAACUGUUUCCUUUAUAUAUGUAUAUAUAUGAAAAAUAAAGCUUAAUUGUCCCAGAAGUC
Molecule: messenger RNA, 3629 nt
Organism: Chlorocebus sabaeus (green monkey)
Lineage: Eukaryota; Metazoa; Chordata; Mammalia; Primates; Cercopithecidae
Gene: MCAM
Product: melanoma cell adhesion molecule
Cellular component (GO): plasma membrane
Molecular function (GO): laminin receptor activity
Source: RefSeq, a predicted model, not a curated record